This is a messenger RNA of Pseudovirgaria hyperparasitica, 1033 nucleotides long. RefSeq lists its product as uncharacterized. Gene Ontology annotation, biological process: secondary metabolite biosynthetic process. The transcript has a single exon. NCBI's taxonomy places the organism in Eukaryota, Fungi, Ascomycota, Dothideomycetes, Acrospermales, Acrospermaceae. The coding region runs from base 169 to 981 and encodes 270 amino acids. Gene Ontology annotation, cellular component: nucleus; cytoplasm. The record is from RefSeq and is a predicted model, not a curated record.
AACUACUAACAACAUCAUUCAGUCUUGUUUAGACUUGUACUUGCUCCUGUGACUCCAUCGUGACACUUCAGCGUAGAUUCCAGGGAACCAGGCUGACCACGGCCCGCGACAUCGACAAUCUAUUCCUCCGCGCCAGCGCGAACACCGAAACGCUCGCUCAUAGGGAAAAUGGUUGUGUCGUCCGAGGCACUCGCCCUUCCUCGCCUGCUCUUUCUGCACGGCGGCGGCGUAAACGCCUUCAUCUACGAAACGCAGUGCCGCACACUCCUUCCUCUCCUCCGGCAGCACUUCCGAUGCGUCUUCGUCGACGCACCCUUCCUCUGCCCCCCGCACCCAGACAUCGUCACAGUCUAUGGCGAACACGGCCCGUUCCGUCGCUGGCUCCGGUGGAAAGAGGAGCACGCGCCGGUUCAUGUAGAGAGUGCCCUGGAAGAGAUCACAUAUAGUCUACGGUGUGCCAUCGAAGACGACAAUCGGCAAGGUGCAACCGGAGAGUGGGUUGGACUUGUAGGCUUUAGCCAGGGCGCAAAGAUGGCGGCGAGUAUGCUCUUGGAGCAGCAAACGCGGGAGGCGCAGUUAUCGGCUGGUAAAGGCGUGGGGACGUGCGGUGUGGAGGGUGUGAGGUGGAGGUUCGGGGUCCUUAUGGCUGGAAGGGCGCCCCCGGUUGUGCUGGAUCCGGCAAGACAAACAGGCAAAUCACUACACACCGUUGACGCCGUUACUGAUGGAGCUAUAAAAGCAAAUGAGGGGGUCGAUAAAGAGGCGAGGAUUAAGCUACCAACUUUCCAUAUACAUGGGCUGCAGGAUCCUGGCCUGUACUUGCAUCGGAUGCUAUACAAGGAGUACUGCGAAGAGAGUAGCAGGAAGCUCAUGGAAUGGGAGGGAGCACACAGAAUUCCGCUCAAGACUGCUGAUGUCACAGAAGCUGCCCAAGGCAUCUUGGACAUCGCCCGAGCGACAGGGGCUUUGAGCCAGCCAUAGACGGGACCGAGUUUGCAUAGAAUAUAGACAUACAUAGAGCGGUUGGUACUCA